CCUCAGGUGCUUGCCGGCGGAGGCCAGCGGCCGGGCGGCGGGGGGAACAUGGCGCUGGGUAUCGGGGCAUCGCGGCGGCUGCUGCUGCGCCUGCCGGCCGGGAGCUGCCUCCUCCUCCUGCUGCUCCUCCUCCUCCUCCUCUGCGGCCAGCUCGGGGGAGGACAGAAAAAGAAGGAGAAUCUUUUGGCUGAGAAGGUGGAACAGCUGAUGGAGUGGAGCUCAAGGCGCUCGGUCAUCCGCAUGAAUGGAGACAAAUUCCGAAGAUUUGUGAAGGCUCCACCUCGUAACUACUCUGUGAUAGUGAUGUUCACAGCUCUCCAGCCGCAGCGGCAGUGCUCUGUUUGCAGGCAAGCUAAUGAAGAAUAUCAAGUGCUGGCUAAUUCAUGGCGCUAUUCGUCUGCUUUUUCAAACAAACUGUUUUUCACAAUAGUGGAUUAUGAUGAAGGGGCAGAUGUUUUUCAACAGCUGAAUAUGAACUCUGCUCCGACUUUCAUGCAUUUUCCUCCAAAAGGUAAACCCAAGAGAGCUGACACAUUUGACCUGCAGAGAAUCGGAUUUGCAGCUGAGCAGCUAGCUAAAUGGAUAGCUGACAGAACAGAUGUUCAUAUUAGAGUGUUCAGGCCUCCUAACUAUUCUGGUACGAUUGCACUGGCUCUUCUGGUAUCUCUUGUUGGUGGCUUGUUAUAUCUGCGAAGAAAUAACUUAGAGUUUAUCUACAACAAAACUGGCUGGGCCAUGGCAGCUCUGUGUGUUGUAUUUGCUAUGACAUCUGGUCAGAUGUGGAAUCACAUCCGUGGACCCCCGUAUGCACAUAAAAAUCCUCAGAAUGGACAAGUGAGUUACAUACAUGGAAGCAGUCAGGCUCAGUUUGUUGCAGAAUCACAUAUUAUUCUUCUGCUGAAUGCUGCUAUCACCAUGGGAAUGGUACUCCUGAAUGAAGCUGCUACGUCCAAAGGGGAUGUUGGAAAAAGGAGAAUAAUAUGUCUGGUAGGCCUGGGUCUGGUGGUCUUCUUCUUCAGCUUCCUAUUGUCAAUAUUUCGCUCCAAAUACCAUGGCUACCCAUACAGCUUCUUAAUUAAAUGAAAUCAAGAGGGGAUUCAUUUAGAGCUGCUUACCAUGAAGAUAAGCUAUUACUGAUAUUAUCUGCCCACCAAUGUUACAUGUAUUCAAGAAUCUUGCGUUGGUUCAUCUGUUUAUGUGAUAAUUUAUAUAGUAUGCUGAUAGAGAAAUGAAUGCAGUUUUAUGCAAUGAAUGUGUAAUUUAUAGAAACAUAAAGUAAAUACAUCAUUGGGAAGUGCUAAAAAGUUACGAAUAUAGUGUGCUCAAGAAUUUAAAUAAAUUUCAUUAUAACGGGUUUCUGUUUAAGGUUUCCUCAUUAACUUUAGUACGUGAAUCCAAGGAGCAUUGCCAAGAUUUUUCACCUGAAAUUUGUUACAAGAUUUUGAGAGAUGUUUUAGAACUGAACAAAAUGUCAUUGGUUCUUCAACUACUCAAGAAAAAUACCAUGGUGGAAACUAUAAUUUAAUGACUACCUGCACCUUGCCACCACUUCGCUUUGAAAUGAUAUAUGUAUAUAUAGUCUCUGGUCACCUCAGACAUGUCGAGCCAUUAAAAUAAAAUAGUAUUCUACAUA
This is a messenger RNA of Grus americana (Whooping crane), 1633 nucleotides long. RefSeq names its product tumor suppressor candidate 3 (gene TUSC3). The coding region runs from base 49 to 1083 and encodes 344 amino acids. Gene Ontology annotation, cellular component: oligosaccharyltransferase complex. The transcript has 10 exons. NCBI's taxonomy places the organism in Eukaryota, Metazoa, Chordata, Aves, Gruiformes, Gruidae. The record is from RefSeq and is a predicted model, not a curated record.